UAAAGGGGGAGGGUCAGCUUCAGAGACAGAGAAGAAUCAGAAUCGAAAUGGCAAAGACACCGCCGCCGCCGCAAGUAGUGGUGGUAGGAGUUCAUGGGGAAUCAGAAACACCUUCCAUUCUCUUGUGGCCAUUCUCGCCACUGUUCUCGUCGUGACAGCCAUUUCUAUGACACAGGAAGGAGGAUUAACAUGGCUGUCCAACACACAAGAGACUGUCUUAUCAUCAUCAUCAUCUUCAUCAUCAAAGUGCGACUUCUUCUCUGGGAAGUGGGUUUUCGACAACGAAUCUUACCCACUUUACAAAGAGGAACAAUGCACGUUCAUGUCGGAUCAGUGGCCUGCGAGAAGUUUGGCAGAGAGGACUUGAGCUAUCAAUAUUGGAGAUGGCAGCCCCACCAGUGUGACCUACCCAGGUUCAAUGCCACAGCACUGCUUGAAAGGCUAAGGAACAAGAGGCGUGUGGGGGAUUCCCUCAACAGAGGCCAAUGGGUUUCCGUGGUUUGCCUUGUUGACGCUGCCAUCCCUUCAUCCCUCAAAUCCAUGCGCACCAUCGCCAAUGGUUCGCUCAGCAUUUUCAGGGCCAAAGAAUACAAUGCCACCAUAGAGUUCUACUGGGCUCCCCUGCUGGUGGAAUCGAACUCGGAUGCGGUCAUCACCCGGGUACCGGAUCGGAUUGUGAGAGUGAAGGCCAUUGAAAAGCAUGCCAGGUACUGGACUGAUGCUGACAUUCUGGUUUUCAACACUUACCUCUGGUGGAAGAGACCUGUUAUGAAUGUCCUGUGGGGCUCAUUCGAUGACCCAGAUGGGAUUUACAAAGGAGUGGGGAUGGUGAGGGUGUAUGAAAUGGCACUGAGGACUUGGUGAUGGUUGGAGGUUCACGUCAAUCAUAACAAGACCAAAUUGUUCUUUGUCAGCAUGUCACCAACGCAUCAAACGGCAGAGGAGUGGGGAGGACAGGAGGAUGAGAACUGUUACAGAGAAGAAAGAAUGAUAGAGAAAGAGGGAUUCAGUGGGAGUGGAUCAGAACCAAGAAUGAUGAGAGUGGUUGAGAGAGUGCUGGAAGAUCUGAGAGGAAGAGGCAUAAAUGUUGAGAUGCUGAACAUCACACAGCUCUCAGAGUACAGAAAAGAAGGCCACCCUUCCAUCUACAGGAAGCAGUGGGAGCCUUUGACUCCACAACAAAUGGCUAAUCCAAUUACUUAUGCAGAUUGCAUUCACUGGUGCCUCCCUGGAGCUGAUGUCUGGAAUCACCUCCUCUAUGCCCAUCUUCUUCCUCAAUGA
Molecule: messenger RNA, 1281 nt
Organism: Prosopis cineraria
Lineage: Eukaryota; Viridiplantae; Streptophyta; Magnoliopsida; Fabales; Fabaceae
Product: protein trichome birefringence-like 34
Cellular component (GO): Golgi apparatus
Molecular function (GO): O-acetyltransferase activity
Source: RefSeq, a predicted model, not a curated record